AUGGAUCCAACCAAAGAAACCAAGUCCUAUAGGGACCAGCAGCGAAUAGACACCCUUCGCGCUUCAAUUGCAAGUCUAGAAGCUAAGCAUGCGCAGCUCGAAGCCAACCUGGCUUCGGUGACUACUCAGCUCAUUGACAAUCCCAAUACCACCUGCGAGCGGUAUACCCAGCUCUUGCACGAGUACAAUGAUAUCAAAGAUGUUGGACAGGGGUUGAUGGGGCUUAUUGCUGAUGUGAGGGGAGUGAGGCAAAUUGAGGUGGAGAAGGAGUUUGGGGUUUCGGAGGAGGAUUGA
Messenger RNA from Penicillium crustosum, 294 nucleotides. RefSeq names its product SWI5/SAE3 family protein. The record is from RefSeq and is a predicted model, not a curated record. Gene Ontology annotation, biological process: meiotic DNA recombinase assembly involved in reciprocal meiotic recombination; meiotic joint molecule formation; double-strand break repair via homologous recombination. Lineage: Eukaryota; Fungi; Ascomycota; Eurotiomycetes; Eurotiales; Aspergillaceae. The transcript has 3 exons. Gene Ontology annotation, cellular component: Swi5-Swi2 complex; Swi5-Sfr1 complex. Bases 1 to 294 code for a protein of 97 amino acids.